This is a messenger RNA of Ahaetulla prasina, 4831 nucleotides long. RefSeq names its product mitogen-activated protein kinase 8 interacting protein 1 (gene MAPK8IP1). Gene Ontology annotation, biological process: regulation of JNK cascade. Lineage: Eukaryota; Metazoa; Chordata; Lepidosauria; Squamata; Colubridae. Gene Ontology annotation, molecular function: protein binding. Gene Ontology annotation, cellular component: cytoplasm. The record is from RefSeq and is a predicted model, not a curated record. Bases 157 to 2241 code for a protein of 694 amino acids. The transcript has 12 exons.
CUGUGCUGUGAGAAGCAGAGUGCAGCACAAACAGCAGUUCCUCCUAAGCCAGCGACAGACACAGAGGCAACGCUGCUCAACUCCCCUAUCUGAAGGAGGUUUCCCUUUAAUAGGCCCUAUGACCUUCCCCUACAACGGGGGGGGGGACACUCUUAAAUGAAGCUUGAACGUAAAAUGCAGUCGAGCACAGAGGAGGAGAGCCGGAUUGAGGAUCAGUGGGAGAAAUGGCUCACCCAUGACAUCAGUCUAGAGGAGUUUGAAGAUGAAGAUCUUUCUGAAAUUACUGAUGAGUGUGGAAUCAGCCUACACUGUAAGGACAAUUUGGCCUUACGGAGCCAUUUGAAUCUGCAGGCCAGUAGCGUUCUGGGAGUGGGCGGAGGGGAGGCGAGUCGGCUCCAGGCGGAGAUGCUUCAGCUGGACCUGAUUGAUGCCACUGGGGACACCCCCGCCGAAGAAGGGACGGCGCCCGAUCCUAUCAAGGAGCCCCAGCCAGUAACCAUGGAUACCUACAGACCUAAACGCCCCACGACGCUCAAUCUCUUCCCGCAGGUGCCUCGGACGCAGGACACUCUGAAUAACAACUCUCUGGGGAAAAAGCACAGUUGGCAGGAACGAGUGUCUCGGUCAUCCUCCCCCCUGAAAACGGGUGAACAGACACCGCCCCAUGACCAUAUUUGCCUGAGCGAUGAGGUCACUCACCAAAAUAGCACAGCCUCCACCAAAGAUCGGGGUACAUCCACAGAGAGCCCAUGCCGGCGUACAGCUUCAACGCAGAUUGCAUCAGCCUGCAUGGCCUCCUCUCGAGCACCUGACAAGCAACAAGCUAUCAACCGCCUCCCAUCCCAGAACCCCACUGUGGUGGUGGUAACAAGAGGACCUGAAGCUUAUCGGGAUCGCAUUCGCUACCAGACUGAUGUGAGAUUGGAAGCUACGGAGGAGAUUUACCUAACUCCAGUACAAAAGAAUUUGGACCCUCUGGAGUCUGAGAAGCCAUUUAUGUCACAGUCCAGUGACAACCGGAUGUCCAUUAGCUCUGAUGUAGACACUUCUGGCUACCCACAAAUGACAGGAAAACCCAAUUCCUCAAUCAGUGAGGAGGAUGAGGUGCUGGAUUACUUAUCUUCUCCUGACAAAAUGAACACACCACGGACUGUGUACAGCAGCAGUAAUGGUGGCUAUCGGCCUCGCCAUAGUUUCCAGAGGGCAUCGGUGAGCUCUGAUACCAGCGCCCUCUCCUACGACUCGGUCAAAUACACACUUGUGGUGGAUGAGGAUGUGCAGCUCGAACUUGUUAGUCUGAAACAGUGUUACUCAGGUUACAGUGACGAGAGUGAUUCAGCCACCGUGUAUGACAACUGUGUCUCCUCACCAUAUGAAUCAGCCAUUGGGGAGGAGUAUGAAGAAGAUGCCCUGAAACGUGAUUCUGUUUGUCUCUCUGAGGAUUCCACCCCUGAGGCAGACAUCCACUUCUCCAAGAAGUUCCUCAAUGUCUUCAUGAGUGGCCGGUCACGUUCCUCCAGUGCUGAGUCCUUUGGGCUUUUCUCGUGCAUGAUCAAUGGGGAAGAACAAGAGCAGACUCACCGAGCUGUUUUCAGGUUUGUGCCUCGUCAUGAAGAUGAAUUGGAAUUGGAAGUGGAUGACCCUUUAUUGGUGGAAGUUCAGGCAGAAGAUUAUUGGUAUGAAGCUUAUAACAUGAGGACUGGUGAUCGGGGGAUCUUCCCUGCUUACUAUGCUAUUGAGGUCACCAAGGAGCCAGAUCAUAUGACAGAUUCAUGCAAAACCAGUGAUUGGGUGGAUCAAUUCCGGGUGAAAUUCCUCGGCUCAGUCCAAGUUCCUUAUCACAAAGGCAACGAUGUAUUGUGUGCAGCUAUGCAGAAGAUUGCCACUACACGUCGCCUCACUGUGCACUUUAACCCACCCUCCAGCUGUGUCCUGGAGAUCAACAUGAGAGGAGUUAAGAUUGCUGUGAAGAAUGAUGACACCAAGGAUCCCAGCAAAGGGAAUAAAUGUAGCCACUUUUUCCAGUUGAAGAAUAUUUCAUUUUGUGGAUACCACCCAAAGAACAACAAAUACUUUGGGUUCAUUACCAAGCACCCAGCUGACCACAGAUUUGCGUGCCAUGUCUUUGUCUCAGAGGAAUCCACCAAGCCACUUGCAGAGUCUGUAGGGAAGGCUUUCCAUCAGUUCUACAAGGAAUGUGUGGAAUAUACGUGCCCCACAGAGGAUAUCUAUCUAGAGUAGGGGCAGGCCCAGCCCCCUCUUCCUGUAUAGACAAGGGCCAUUUCCCCAUUGUGCAUGGACAAAGCUGCUUCAAGUCUGAAGGAGGAAGAGGCAUUGGAGCGGUUUCCCUCCAUAUUCAGAGCCCCUCCUCUUUCAGUAACCUCCUUUCCUUGGGCAGGGGGUGUGGGGAGUUGAGAAUGGGUGGGAUGGGUGGCAAAACAUGGGGAUUACUAUUUUUAAAGAAAUGCAUUCUCUUUUUUCUUUAUUCAAAGAAAAAUGCCACCAGUGAAAGCAGUUGCUGCCCCCACACAUCUGGAUGAGCAAGCAAAGCACUGGCCCAAGAACAGGCAGGGUUGAAUAUCCCAUGUGUUCGGCAUAGGAGGGGGCUGGUUUGGUGCCUGGGCAAAGAAACUCCUCCACACUUUUGUGGGUUCCUGCCAUGUGCUGGAGACUGCUCUAGUCUGUCACAUGUUCCACAUUUAACAUUUGCUGUUUAAUAAGACAGAAGUGCUGGACGUCCACCAAGAAAAUUGGAUAGCUGAAAUGCUUAGAUAAAAGAUAUGGAAAUAAUAAAUCGAAAUCUUGGAUGGGAACGGGUAUGGAAGCUAAGCAAAAGAUUUCUGACAAGUCCCACUAAACAGAAAUCCACUUUGUAUCUGACCUCCCAUGUCUGUAAAAGUAAUCCAGGACUACUGUAUUGGAGACACUUUGGACUCUGAAAGGGAGGAGAGUUUGAGAAGUCCGGAAUUAUAGCCCCAAUGUAUUGUGUGGGUGCCAGGUUGUGGGAGGCUGAAGGUGAAAGCUAGAAAGAACCACUGUACUUCUAUCUGAUAUAGAAAAGACCCUCUGUUGCAACUCUGGUUGUGCUAUCCCUUUUCCUUCAUCUAUCUGCAGAUCCUAAACUCAAAGAGAUGGGAGUAAUCUGGAUACUGCAGAGAGCCAUGCACCUGAUUCAUCCAUAUUAGGGGCUGGGAGAUGCUCCAGCCAUUAAGCACAAUGCUGAAUCAGGAAACAGUAGUGAGGUCUUGUGGAAAAGGCAAAAGCUAGGGGACUAGCAUGGGUAACAAGGAGCCAAGAGCUGCAGAAAGAUGUGCCUUUGCCUUCCUCCCCUGCCUACGAGCCCGAGCUUUCCAAGCAGAGGGCUCUGUGCUUCUGCUGGAUCUGCUCUAUGACAACAACGAUUAAACAUUGAUGUUUCAAAGGAACCGUGUUGCUUUUGUGUUAUGAGGUCUUUUAACAACUGUUUGAAGCCCUUAGGAUCGAAUUGCAGGAGCCAAUGUAGAUGUUCCAAAAGAUAGUAUUGUAAUGUACCCAUCCACCCACCCACCCAUUUUGAGAAGUAGUCUACAUAAAACUAAGAUAAGUCUUACAUGCCUGCAAUUUUCAGCAUUGUACAUUGUAAACAUUGCAGAAUCGUAUUAUAUUAGAGUCCUGUUUGGCUUGUAUGGAAUGGCCAUUCAAGGGCAUAAUGAAGCAACUUUCUUUUUGUGUUUCUUUUUUCCCUGCAUUUAUUUUUCAAGAUUCAUAUCCUACAUCUCCAUUAGGAGAAGUGGCUUACAUAGUAACCCCUGUGAGCCAAGCUGUCUGUAUUUUUUAUUGUUAUGUACAGUAUAAUAUGGAGGGCCCUGUUUUUUGUGUGUUGGAGGUUACCAUUAUGUUCUGCCAUUUCAUACUCACUAGAAAACUGCUUUAACAGUUGCAUCCUCACAGUCUCUUAAAGAGUAGCUGGUCUGGUCUAGUGUUUAAGGCACCAGAAACCAGGAUACUAAAAGUUCUAGUUUAGGCAUGAAAAUCAGACCAGUCACUCUCAACUCAAUCCAUCUCACAAGACUGUGAGGAAAAUAGGAGGAAAUAUUAGGCAUCAUCGCCCCCUUGAGUUAUUUACAAAAAUAAUAAAAGAUGGGAUAAAAAUAAAAGAUUCUGAGAUAUUGGAAUUUAGGAACCUGAAUCAGCUGUACAACAAUGCCCGUCUCUAAUGCCUGGCGUUAUUUCAGCCAAAUAUGUAGUUACCUACUAAAUAGACAUGCUCUAAAAUGCCUUUAGAGGGGUUUGAAUCUAUGCUUUUACUAAAUAUUACAUAAAUAAAUGGCACUACAAAGACAGAAAGGCUUUUGAGAGCUAGGUCCAUUUAAUAAUUGUUGAAAUUGUAAACUAUAAAAUCUGUUCAUAAUAUUAGUUUAUAUAAAUUGGAAUUCUAAUGUGAGGUGGAACCCAAAUUCAGAAUCGCUGGAGAAGUUGUUGAUGGAGAGGUAAAAAUAGUCAUGGCACUGAAAACUGUAUUGGACAGUUAUUUUUCACUACACAGCCUCAACGUUGGCGUUGAAAUAUUAUCUCCAGCCAAUAGCCAAAAGUUUCCAAUUAUUAUUUAGCAUAGUAGGAAUUAAAAGCAUGAAAGGAAAACUGAGAAUCUACCAUUCUCAUCUUAAAACAUUGUGCUUACGAUAGGGACACACAUAAAAUACAGAGCUGCCUGGAGAGUUUCUAGGAUAGUGUUAAGUAUGGGGAUUAUUGCUAUAUGCAGUUGGCUAUUUUAUCAGGCAAGGCUAUGCAAAACAGCUUGUUCUCUUGUCACUUUCAAAAGAGGUCAUCGUAAUAAUACUCUUCAAAAUUG